Messenger RNA from Microthlaspi erraticum, 753 nucleotides. Lineage: Eukaryota; Viridiplantae; Streptophyta; Magnoliopsida; Brassicales; Brassicaceae. The record is from the annotation of a GenBank genome assembly.
AUGGCGAACAAUCACACCGAUGAUGACUUAGACGAGCUUCUCGAUAGCGCAUUGGAUGACUUCAAAGAUCUCAAUCUUGCUCAAAGAAAUCAGAGGGAAGACGAAGAGGAGAAGGAGAAGAAAGAAGAGUUGUCUCCAUUGCCGAGUGGAAUUCAAGGACUAGGAAUGGGAUUACCAGAUAUGAGAAGCAAGAAGAAAGGAAGGCAGAAAGUUUCGAAAGAGGAUCAUGUUGCUGAAGCUCUUGACAAGCUCAGGGAACAGACUAGAGAAACUGUCAAAGGAUUGGAAUCUAUUUCUCCCAAGCAGCAGCCGCAGCAUCCAGCUUCUGAUGUUGAUGAUGCUUUGGUUGAGGAUUUUCUCAAGCAAUUCGAGAAUCUCUCUGAAUCUCAGGACUUGGAAUCGAUUGUUGAAACGAUGAUGCAACAGCUGUUGUCGAAAGAUAUACUCCACGAGCCAAUGAAAGAGAUCGGAGAAAGAUAUCCGAAAUGGUUAGAAGAGAAUGAAGGCAGUCUAAGCAAAGAAGACUAUGAACGUUAUUCAAAACAGCACAAACUAAUCAAAGAGCUGAAUGCGGUUUACGAGAACGAGCCGGACAAUUCAUCUAAGAUAAUGGAGAUCAUGCAGAAGAUGCAAGAGUGUGGACAGCCACCAAAUGAUAUCGUUCAAGAGAUGGAUCCUGGCUUUGAUUUCGCCAGUCUAGGCCAAAUAUCUCCAGAGAUGCUCGAGUCCUCACCAAAUUGUUGUAUCAUGUGA